AUGGAUCGUCGGGCGCCUCCCCCUCCUUCCUCGCUCUCCGGCGCCUCGAGUCCCCGCUGCCGCUUCGACGCGGCGUGGAGGGCGCUCCGGAGGCGCGGCGCCGCGGCCGCGGCGGCCCUCGGGCGGGCGCUCGGCGCGCUGCUCACCUUCGUCUUCGCCGUCGUGGGUUCACUGGUCGGGAUCUUCAUCGGUGCCUUCAUGGGGAUGUCCACGGAAAGCGGCAUGCUCCGGGGCGCCGGCGUGGGGGCGGUCUCCGGCGCAGUCUUUUCUAUUGAGGCUGUUGAAUCCUGCAUCGAGAUUUGGAGAUCUAGCGAAUCCGGAAAGUAUAGCUUUCUCUUUGUGCUAGACAUCAUCUCUAGCCUCUUCAGUGGACGAAUUGUUUGGGAGAAGGUCAGUCCAGCACUCCAGCGUGCAGUGCAAAGUCAGAUGAGUUUAAUGAGUACACCUUUCAUUGACAACAAUGACCUUUUCGAAACCGGCUGCACGGGUGGUAUGUCAAGAGCCCUGAUCAAUAAGAUCCCAGCAAUCAGGUUCAGCGCUGCAACCGAUUCUGAUCAGGAAACCAAUAAGAGCUGCUGUUCUGUAUGCCUUCAGGACUUGAGACCGCAGCAAUUUGUGAGAGCCUUGCCUCAGUGCCAGCACAUUUUCCACGUGCGAUGCAUCGAUGACUGGCUUCAGAGGAACGCCUCCUGCCCACUGUGCAGGGCUGGUGUUCACAUAGACCACCUGUGCUUAUAA
Messenger RNA from Triticum turgidum subsp. durum (durum wheat), 738 nucleotides. The record is from the annotation of a GenBank genome assembly. NCBI's taxonomy places the organism in Eukaryota, Viridiplantae, Streptophyta, Magnoliopsida, Poales, Poaceae.